This is a messenger RNA of Vigna umbellata (rice bean), 457 nucleotides long. Lineage: Eukaryota; Viridiplantae; Streptophyta; Magnoliopsida; Fabales; Fabaceae. The record is from RefSeq and is a predicted model, not a curated record.
UUAAAAUUCUAUCUUUUUUAGGUCCAUGAUCAUUCAAGAGUAUUUGUUCUUGAAAUUGGGACUGAAGAGAUGCCGCCUCAAGAUGUUGUUGAUGCCAGUAAUCAACUGAAAUAUUUAAUGCUGCAACUGCUUGAGCGGCAAAGGUUAAACCAUGGUGAAGUGCAAGCAUUUGGAACUCCACGUAGAUUAGUGGUUGUUGUUGAAAAUCUUUACACAAAACAGGCUGAAAAGGAGGUUGAAGUUCGAGGCCCUCCUGUUUCAAAAGCAUUUGAUCAUGAAGGAAAUCCAACAAAGGCCAUUGAGGGUUUUUCUCGUAGAUACUCUGUACCACUGGACCUAGUAUUCAGAAAAGUCGAUGGUGAGUAUUCAGAAGAAGACUUGUUUACUGAGUGUAUUUUACUGCUAAUAUACCUCUGUACCAUAAGCUCAGUCCUGUAAUAGGUACCUAAUGUUGCAG